Hordeum vulgare subsp. vulgare (domesticated barley) is the source of this 745-nucleotide messenger RNA. Its product is annotated as non-specific lipid-transfer protein Cw18. The transcript has a single exon. Lineage: Eukaryota; Viridiplantae; Streptophyta; Magnoliopsida; Poales; Poaceae. The record is from RefSeq and is a predicted model, not a curated record. Gene Ontology annotation, cellular component: membrane. Gene Ontology annotation, biological process: lipid transport. Gene Ontology annotation, molecular function: lipid binding. The coding region runs from base 106 to 453 and encodes 115 amino acids.
GCAUUCCCCUAUACAUCCUCACCAGUACCAGAAGCAAAUCUAGCUAUCUCAUUGCCACCCUCUCCCCGUGAGCCCACCACCACAACUGCACCUUAGUCCGUCGAGAUGGCUCGCACUGCAGCAACCAAGCUCGCGCUGGUCGCCCUGGUGGCGGCAAUGCUCCUCGUAGCCGCCGACGCGGCCAUCACCUGCGGCCAGGUGAGCUCUGCCUUGGGCCCCUGCGCCGCCUACGCAAAAGGCAGCGGCACCAGCCCUUCUGCGGGCUGCUGUAGCGGAGUCAAGAGAUUGGCCGGCUUAGCGCGGAGCACCGCCGACAAGCAAGCUACGUGCAGGUGCCUCAAGAGUGUCGCCGGCGCGUACAACGCCGGCAGGGCCGCAGGCAUCCCCUCCAGGUGCGGCGUCAGCGUCCCCUACACGAUCAGCGCCAGUGUCGACUGCUCUAAGAUCCACUGAUCGAACACGUGCUCCCCAUAUCUCCAGCGAUCGACGCUUGGUAGGUUGAGGUCACAUACACAUAUAUACAUAUACAUGAAUAAAUCCUCUGUUAUGAUCUCCAUGAGAGAGAGAGGGGAGGACGUACGCUGAGCCAGCUCUACAUGGCCGCUCACUGUUGUAUCGGUUUUGUAUCAGUGUUUGAUUGUUUGUUCACUCCCUUUGAGGAGACACAUACGGGAGUUUGCUGUACGUUGUACCAUGGGCACUUAUGGUAUAUGGAUUAUAAAUUAAUCUAGCUCUAUUUGGUUAA